Messenger RNA from Thecamonas trahens ATCC 50062, 768 nucleotides. RefSeq lists its product as uncharacterized. The record is from RefSeq and is a predicted model, not a curated record. Bases 1 to 768 code for a protein of 255 amino acids. Lineage: Eukaryota; Apusomonadida; Apusomonadidae. The transcript has a single exon.
AUGUCAUCUUCCGCCUCGUCGGCCUCGUCGGCCUCGUCGGCCUCGUCGGCCUCGUCGGCCUCGUUGGCCUCGUCCGAGUCGUCGUCAGCAUCGUACUCGGUCUCUGACUCGGGCAUCCGUGGUCGUGGCAAGGGCGAGACCUUCACUCAGCUGCAUGUCAAGAAGCGUAUUGUCUUCCAGCCGGGCUCGGCCCUUCUCACUGCAAAGUCGGAGGCAGAUGUGGAGCAGAUCGCCGAGCUACUGGCCAAGCGGCCCAAGACCAAGCUGACCAUCAUGGGUCACACCUUUGCUCCCGAGCUCCACGAAGGUGCAUCGGGUCAGCAGCUCGCUCCGGGCUCAUCGGCCUUCAAGUCGCUGCUGGAAAAGAUGGAGCAGCUCUCGUUGCAGCGCGCCAAGACCGUCCGCGACGUCAUCCUCCGCCAGGAUCGCAUCUCCAAAAAGUACAUCCAGUGCCUCGGCGCCGGCGACUCGCUCCCGCUCUUUAACGCCUCGGGCGACUACCUUGAGCGCGCCUCGAAGCGGGUGGAGAUCCUCACCCCGGGCCAGGCCCGCCAGCUCGCGCCCACCAUCCGCAAGCUGGCCAAGCUCGUCGCCAAGCGCCGCGUUCGCGCCCAGCGCAAAGCCACCAAGAAGAGCGAUGCCUCGGACUCGGACUCCGACUCGGACUCGAGCCCGAGCUCCGGCUCGGACUCCGGCUCCGACUCCGGCUCCGACUCAAGCUCCAGCUCCAGCUCGGCGGCGGCGGCAGCAGCCUCGGACUCGUCGUAG